Messenger RNA from Durio zibethinus, 1279 nucleotides. RefSeq names its product transcription factor TT8-like. Gene Ontology annotation, molecular function: DNA-binding transcription factor activity; protein dimerization activity. The record is from RefSeq and is a predicted model, not a curated record. Lineage: Eukaryota; Viridiplantae; Streptophyta; Magnoliopsida; Malvales; Malvaceae. Gene Ontology annotation, biological process: regulation of DNA-templated transcription; endosperm development.
CAAUUAAGGAGCAUCUGAUCUUCAUAUUGGCUUGCCAAUCCAACGGCGGGGUUUCAAUACCCUGAGCAGGAAGCAAAGAUUAAAAAAAAAAAAAACCAACAAAAAAACGUAACAAACAAUUCCAAAUAGAAUCAAAUCAAUUAUACAAGUAGCUUGAACGUACACUGUCACAUUCAACAACAAUCGUCUUUGGCAGGCAAAAUCUGUUCCCCUGAACUCUUCAGAGCAAAUAUUCUGAAAACAGUUUCCUUAACAAAUCAGAUAUCGACUUUUCUUCAUCAUCAUCACAUGCAAAACCAAAUAAAGAAAGAAAAACAUGGAACAUCAACAAAAGAGGACAAAGAAAGAAGAGGAAGAGAGGGAAAUAAAUGAGCUGCUUUAUAGUAUUAUGGAUGGUUAUAGUGACAAAGUGAUAGCUCCAUUAUCACAAUUUUCAGCAUUAAUGAAAGAGGCUGCUGGUGUUGUCGAGGCAAAGGGUUCGAGCUCGAAGAAACGUUGCAGGCCAAAGGAAGCCAAUGAAGAGGUGACUGAGAGCUUGAAGAAGGAAAGAGAGAAGAGGGAUAAAAUGGCUGAGAAUUAUGAUCUUCUUCUGUCUAUGGUCCCUAAUCUCUUCCCUAAGGCUACAAGAGAGAAUAUUGUAGGUGAAACAAUUGCAUAUAUUCAAUCCCUAGAAAAAGAGAUAAAAAGGUUGGAAGAGCUGAAGAAUUCAUCAGAAUCAAAAGUAGCAGAAGGUUAUUCAAUUUCAAACAGGAAUUCCUCAAUCAAUGUCACUGUCUCAAGCAAUCUCGCCUUCUUUGGGAUUCAAUCACUGGUUCGACCAAGACUAGUGACAGACAUUUUUAUGGUAUUCCAUAAGCACAAGGCUGAGGUUUUGGCGGCAAAUGUUGCAGUUAAUGAUCAAAGGCAAAUAACAGUAACUGUGACAGCAGCAGUUGCCAAUGGCAAUGGAGAUAGUACAAUUGAAAAAAUUAAACGAGACAUACUAAUUUUAUAGGGCUUGAAACUUCUUAGAAGUUUGAUUUCUUCAUUCAUAUACUGCUAUAUAUUAGCAUUUAUCCAAAAAGUUGUUGAAGAACAUACAUUUGUAGUUUUAUAAAUUCAUUGAAACUACCUUUAGCAUAUGGUUUAAAGGGAAAAAAUGAACAAAAGGAUCCAUUGUAUUUAACUACUAUAGUGUUUGGAAAAUGAAGAAAUUUUGCUUUGUUGAUGCUAUUGCAAUCAGCUUUAGUAUUGAAUGUUUCUAGUUCGAACCCUAAUCGUAAUUCAAAAAAAAAAAAAA